AGAGAUCGAUAUUCUUCCCGUGAAUUUCGUCAUUAUAAUAAGUUAAUCACUGUAUUACACGCUAUUAUUCCAAGCAUCUCUUACUAGUUUUCCACUUUCAUCGGCUUUAAUUUUAUACAUCCCUUAUGAGCAUUAAAAGUCAAAUAUUCAACGGGUCAAUGUAAUGAUAUGGAGAAUAUAUAUAUACAUAUAUAUGAGGUUUAUGGGUAAAUAUAUCAUGAGUGUGAGAGAGAGGAAAGAAAGAUGGGGAAGGGAAAAACAAGGGGAAAUAGAUCAUUAGGCUUGAUGGUUUUAGUAGUUAUAGUUUUAUUACUAGCGGGAAUGUGCGAGAUAAAGAUCAUAGCAAGUGCAGAGCUCAGUGAUGCCCAGUGCAAAGAAGAAAGGAGAAUUGCGCUUAACGACUGCAAAGCGGUGCUGUACGGGAAGCUUCCCACACCGGCGUGCUGUGAGCGAGCCAGAGUUAGCCAUAUCGAGUGCAUAUGUCCUGUUAUUACGCCCAAGUUGGCUGCUCUUAUCGACGUCAACCGUGCCAUCCGCCUCAUUGAAGGCUGCGGAAGAAGAGUCCCUCGUCACUUCAAGUGUGGCAGUAUCACAACUCCAUGAAAGUUGAAACCUGCGGCUGCCUCGACUAUGCUUUCACUACUUGAAGAUUAAUUAAGUUUAAUAUUACUAAACCAUGGUGUAUUAUGCAACACCAAAUACAUAUGAAUAAAUGGAUGUUCGAUAUUAUUA
This is a messenger RNA of Mangifera indica (mango), 732 nucleotides long. RefSeq lists its product as uncharacterized. The record is from RefSeq and is a predicted model, not a curated record. NCBI's taxonomy places the organism in Eukaryota, Viridiplantae, Streptophyta, Magnoliopsida, Sapindales, Anacardiaceae. The transcript is spliced from 2 exons. Bases 244 to 603 code for a protein of 119 amino acids.